Messenger RNA from Heterostelium album PN500, 882 nucleotides. It is a transcript of the gene mcfF, whose product is annotated as mitochondrial substrate carrier family protein. Gene Ontology annotation, molecular function: ferrous iron transmembrane transporter activity. The record is from RefSeq and is a predicted model, not a curated record. Gene Ontology annotation, cellular component: mitochondrial membrane. Gene Ontology annotation, biological process: iron import into the mitochondrion. NCBI's taxonomy places the organism in Eukaryota, Evosea, Eumycetozoa, Acytosteliales, Acytosteliaceae. The transcript has 4 exons. Bases 1 to 882 code for a protein of 293 amino acids.
AUGGGUCACGAUCAUGGUAUGGACGAUGAUAAUGAAGGUGGAUCUUUCCAUGUACAUUUGGUAGCCGGUGCAAUUGCAGGUGUUGCAGAGCAUGUCGGAAUGUACCCAAUCGAUACAGUUAAAACUCAUAUACAAGCGGUUACAGGAUCAUAUCAGACAUCGGGAUUACAAAUGACAAGACAAAUCAUAUCGAGAUCUGGUGUCAGUGGUUUAUUUAAAGGUGUAACUGCAGUUGCUGCUGGUGCUGCACCUGCACAUGCAAUUCAUUUUGCAAUUUACGAGUAUCUUAGACAUAAAAUAUGUGGUGGUGACAAAGCUCAUCAUCAUCCAAUUAAAACAGGUGCUGCCGGUGCUUUUGCAACUAUGGUUAGUGAGGCAGUUGCAUCACCAAUGGACGCUGUCAAACAAAGAAUGCAAUUACAAAUAACAAACUACGGUGGAAUGGUAGAUUGCAUGAAGAGUAUGUGGACAAGAGAAGGAAUAAGAGCAUUUUACGCAGGAUACACAACUUCACUAGUCAUGAAUGUACCAUAUUACGGAUUUUAUUUCGCUUCAUAUGAGAGUUUGAAGAAACUGAUGGAGCCACUGCACAAGAAGAACGAAAAGAACUAUACAUUGAUGCUGCAUCUAGUGGCAGGUGGUGGUGCCGGUAUGGUAGCCGCCGGUUUCACCAAUCCAUUCGACGUUGCAAAGACCAGACUCCAGUGUCAAGGUGACAUCGGACGUCACUACAGCGGUAUGGUCGAUGCUUUGCGUACCAUUUGGAAGGAGGAAGGUGUUGCCGGAAUGAUGAGCGGCGUCAAGCCAAGAAUCGUUUUUCACUCUAUGAGUUCCGCCAUCGUUUGGUCCGUAUACGAAUAUGUCAAGCACGUAAUGGAAUAA